This is a messenger RNA of Hevea brasiliensis (rubber tree), 1244 nucleotides long. RefSeq names its product BTB/POZ domain-containing protein At4g08455. Bases 87 to 893 code for a protein of 268 amino acids. The record is from RefSeq and is a predicted model, not a curated record. Gene Ontology annotation, biological process: regulation of proteolysis; proteasome-mediated ubiquitin-dependent protein catabolic process. The transcript has 2 exons. Gene Ontology annotation, cellular component: cytoplasm. Lineage: Eukaryota; Viridiplantae; Streptophyta; Magnoliopsida; Malpighiales; Euphorbiaceae. Gene Ontology annotation, molecular function: ubiquitin protein ligase binding.
UAAGCAGUCUCGUGGUCGACACUCAACAGCCUUUAUUUCACUUCAUUCCACUCCUCAUCACCCAAGUCCGGAAAGGCGCCCAGAAAAUGACACGCGGCCCCUGUGAGCAGCAUUCCCGGGUGGAAACCGACACCGAUACGGAUUCCGAUGCCGAAACUAUGCGGUGCAUAUCGUGCAAAGAGGAAUACGGGACGAUUGACGCCGGAACAUGCAAGGAGUGCUACGAGGAGGCUAGCGAGACCGAAGAAGAGCUCAAGAGAGAGAUCGAAGAUCUCAAAGCCAAAGUUGCCUUCUUGCGAUUCUGGUCUCCGCUGGAUCACCACCACAGCAAUAGGUCCUCUGGACCCUGUUUCACUGACGUCGUUUUGGUCGCCUCCUCCGAUAGUGGACCAACUGGGUCUCCCUUGUCUGUCCCUGCCCAUAAGGCUGUUUUGGCGAGUCGUUCUCCAGUGUUUAAAGCAAUGCUUGAGAAUGAGAUGGAAGAAAGCCGUAGUGGCACCAUCAAGAUUAGUGAUGUAUCAUAUGUUGCCCUUCGCACCUUUGUCAACUAUUUAUACACUGCUGAAGCAUGCCUCGAUGAGCAAAUGGCCUGUGACCUUUUAGUGUUGGCUGAAAAAUAUGAGGUGAAGCAUCUCAAGGCUUAUUGUGAGAAUUUUUUGGUGUCCAAAUUGAACUGGGACAAUUCAGUCCCAAGCUAUGCCUUUGCACACCAGCACAAUGCUAAGCAUAUGCUUGAAGCAGCAUUAUCAUUGAUCACAGACAACAUGGACAAGCUUACCAAAAGGGAGGAGUACAUGGAGCUUGUGGAGAGUGAUCCUCGGCUUGUAGUGGAGAUUUAUGAAGCUUAUCUCUCCAAGCAGGUUAAUACGGCGGCACAAAAGAUUCUUCCAUGAAGCCAUUGGCAAGUGUGGUUCUGUUGAUUAUAGGUCUGAAUGCUGAAAUGUAUCAGUGAAUUUGUUGGAAGUUUUAUACUUUAUAUGGAUGAAUGACAUUGGUAUGUCAAGGGGGUUUCGUCUAGGAUGGGUAAAUACUAUCGCCUAUUGGAUAUGUACUGGUGCUUGAAAAAGCAGCUUUGGAUAUACAUGGCACUGGUCUGGUUUAUAGGACAGGAUUGGAACUGGACAGACGGUUCCGGUUUGGGGAGGGGAGGGACCGGACUGUCUAUGUCUGGCUCCUCAUAAUUCUUGUCGGUCCAGUACCCUUUUUGGGGCUAUUCCAUAUUUUAUUUUGGGCAGUUUCGAUUC